UGAACAUACUAGCAAAUAACUAACCUCAUUGCCUUAAAUAUGAUUGGGCUUGUUCAGGAGUCACACAGAGAUGGUGAAGAGAUUCAAGGUGUGGACUUACUGGGAAGGUGAACCCCCCUUGGUGCAUGAAGGUCCUACAGAAUCAAUUUAUGGCAUAGAAGGAUACUUCAUGCAAGAAGUUGAGAAAGGGAAUACCUCAUUCUCUGCUUCUCAGCCAGAUGAAGCCCAUGUCUUCUUCUUACCCAUCAGUGUAAGCAACAUUGUGAGCCGCCUGUACCGACCUCUGGUCACCUAUGCUCGAGAUUUACUUGUCACAACAGUCAAUAAUUAUACCCACCUUAUAUCACAUAAACACCCAUUCUGGAAUAGAACCAAUGGAGCUGACCAUUUGCUGCUCUCUUGUCAUGACUGGGCACCAGAUAUCUCAAAGGAGAACCCAGAUAAGCAAUUGUACAAGAACAUAAUAAGAGCAUUAUGCAACGCCAACAAAUCAGAGCAGUUCAAUCCUUCAAAAGAUGUAUCCAUACCUGAAAUCAACUUGCGAGCCAGUGAAUCCAGCCAUCCUCGCCAAGGCCAACACCCAGAGAAUCGCUCCGUCCUCGCUUUCUUCGCCGGUGGGAUCCAUGGGAGCAUCAGAGAAACGCUAAUCCAGACCUGGAAGGGCAAAGACAAACAACUCCAAGUGUACGAACAACUUCCUCCAAAUCUCAACUACUUGGAAAUGAUGGAGCGAAGCAAGUUCUGCUUGUGCCCCAGCGGAUUCGAGGUCGCGAGUCCGAGGACCGUGGAGGCCAUCUAUGCCGGUUGCGUCCCUGUGAUAAUCGCCGACGCCUACGAACCGCCGUUUUCGGAUGUCCUUGAUUGGAGCAAGUUUUCGUUGCGCAUUCCGUCGGAGAAGAUAUGGGAAUUGAAGAAAGUGUUGCAGAGUGUGGAGGAAGGGAAGUAUCUGAGAAUGCAGAGAAGGGUGAUUCAGGUGCAGAGACACUUUGAGGUGAAUCGACCCGCUAAGGCCUAUGAUGUGUUUCAUAUGAUUCUUCACUCUGUGUGGCUUCGACGGAUCAAUAUAUCGUCGAUUCGAGCGUGAAUGGAGAAUGAUGGAAU
Molecule: messenger RNA, 1101 nt
Organism: Neltuma alba
Lineage: Eukaryota; Viridiplantae; Streptophyta; Magnoliopsida; Fabales; Fabaceae
Product: probable glycosyltransferase At5g11130
Exons: 2
Coding region: 71-1084 (337 amino acids)
Molecular function (GO): glycosyltransferase activity
Source: RefSeq, a predicted model, not a curated record